AUGAAGAUGAACACCAGCAGCAGCAAACACCAGCCACCACCGCCCCCAUCUGCCACCACCGCCCCCAUGUCUCUACACCACCUCUCAAUCCCGCCACCUGCCAUCACCCACUCCCACCCCCCACAACCACCGUCACCACCACCCACCUGCAACCACCAACACCACCAUCCACUUGCCACCACAACCAUCGUGAAAACCCCUCAAAUCCAAAAACCUACCAUGAAAAACCCUCAAAUCCACCACGGUAACCACCCAAAAUCCCCAAAUAUUCACUAG
Messenger RNA from Helianthus annuus (common sunflower), 276 nucleotides. RefSeq names its product leucine-rich repeat extensin-like protein 1. The transcript has a single exon. NCBI's taxonomy places the organism in Eukaryota, Viridiplantae, Streptophyta, Magnoliopsida, Asterales, Asteraceae. Bases 1 to 276 code for a protein of 91 amino acids. The record is from RefSeq and is a predicted model, not a curated record.